AUGACGGUCUUCGAUCAAGGAAAGCAGAAGCGUGGAGAUGAGAGCGGAAACAGUUCUGAUCCACAACGGGUGAAACCCUGCGGAACCCCACAGAUGUGCGUAACUAGCGGGAAAGCCUGUGUGCCAGAGAAGAAGCGUCCAGAUGACCGUGCGAGGCACAGCGCCACCACUGACUCCGAUCUGUCCGAGCUGGAAGACAGGGUGGCUUCUGCCCUGGCUGAAGUGCAGCACACGGAGAGUGAGGUUUCUGAUAUAGAAUCCCGAAUAGCAGCUCUGAGUGCCGCCGGACUGACUGUCAAACCAGCGGAAAAGCCCAAGAAGAAAUCGAGCACCCAGGUUUUCACUCUCCAUCUCCCCAGAGGUGCACAGAACUCUCUGGAGGAUCACAGUUCUGACUCUGCAGCAUCACCUGACAACUACAAAGUGAUGUCAAUGCCACAUGUCUUGAGGAGAAAAUUUGCCUCUUCUCUUGAAAUUGCAAGCAAUGCUGAUUUUGCUCGGAACUCCUAUUACAGAGGAUCUCUGACGCAGCGCAACCCCAAUGGGAAAAAUAGGAAAGCCGAUCGCAUCUUUGCGGCAAGUAUUCCAAACCUGGCCUGUCAUUUUCCUAACGGGCUGCGUUUAGUAGGCAGCCAAGACGUGAUCAAUUCUAUCGGACCAGAUGUCUAA
Gekko japonicus is the source of this 669-nucleotide messenger RNA. RefSeq names its product melanophilin (gene MLPH). Lineage: Eukaryota; Metazoa; Chordata; Lepidosauria; Squamata; Gekkonidae. Gene Ontology annotation, cellular component: cortical actin cytoskeleton. The transcript has 7 exons. The record is from RefSeq and is a predicted model, not a curated record. The coding region runs from base 1 to 669 and encodes 222 amino acids. Gene Ontology annotation, molecular function: actin binding; myosin binding.